Eurytemora carolleeae is the source of this 680-nucleotide messenger RNA. RefSeq lists its product as uncharacterized. The record is from RefSeq and is a predicted model, not a curated record. The transcript has 3 exons. NCBI's taxonomy places the organism in Eukaryota, Metazoa, Arthropoda, Copepoda, Calanoida, Temoridae. Bases 231 to 665 code for a protein of 144 amino acids.
GACCCUAGAGUUUAGAACCCUUGAACCAUUUCAUGAGGAUUCUAGACCCUAGUGAUGGGUUUGUUAAACUUCAUGUUUGAUGGAGUGAGAUCUUUCCUUGAUAAUCUUAAUAUAAUUUCUAUUCUUUUGUAAAUUUUUGAAAUUACAAGAAUUUGAAAGUCUUUGUCGCAUAUUUGUUUGAUAUCUCAUGUACCUGAACCUUGUACUGCCUGUUUCAGAAAUUGUACACAAUGUCCCGCCCACUUCUUGUACAUGGAUGCCGUCUACUCAAUCAGACAAGUGUACAUGAUUGGUACAAACCUGUGUUGUUCACCCUAGGACAAAUACAGGGCUCAUGUACUGCAUUUAGUACAACAAAACGGGGAGAGUACAGUACAAAGCCUGGUAAAGCGUACACCUCAACAAUUGGAAAACCGGUUAUCACUAUUCCCGUCACAGUUGAGAAAAGAGCGAUGAAACGACACAAGAAUAUUAAGAAUAUAUCACGUGAUCAGGACAAACAGAAACUAAAGAAUAAACCACUCGCCAUAUCCUGCAAGAGAAGUGAGUUGAACCACUAUAUGGGUCAAACCUACGGGAAGUUCGAUAAAGUUCCCCUAGCAAGUCAAGGAUGGAAUAACAGGAACAUGCAGCUCUCAAACUUAAUUCGAAUAAUAAUUUGUUAGGGAAUGUAGACCCGC